This is a messenger RNA of Porites lobata, 9905 nucleotides long. The record is from the annotation of a GenBank genome assembly. NCBI's taxonomy places the organism in Eukaryota, Metazoa, Cnidaria, Anthozoa, Scleractinia, Poritidae.
AUGGCUUUCCAAGUAUGCCAGGUUUUUCUGUUAAUCGCUCUGUUGCUCCCCUCGUUUGAUGGGCUUACAAAAUCCCAAGCCACAAAGCCCUCCAAACAUGGCGAAGUUCACCGCGCGAAAAGUCAGAUCGACUCGUUGAUUUACGAGUUGACUUUAGAUGUGAAAUAUUUUAACGAAAAGGAAACUAAGGCCAAGGCUAUGCAGAAAGAUACCGCGAAAUUGACUCGUGUCGCCAAAGAAGAAAUCGCCCUGUUGAGGCCAGUUCAACAUCUUUUGGAAAAGCUCUCCAAGGGGAAUACUUCGAGUGGAUAUCAACCUUGUAUGACCUGGUCAGGCGGUAAAAUACCGAUACGAAUUGAUGCGGUAUCCCCACUGCUCGAAAACAUCACUAUAAGUGUACCAGGCAAAGAUAAAGAUUUUUUGUCCCGAAUUUAUCAAUUGGAUAAAGGCAUUCAUGUUUCUUUUUUUUCCCCGCAGAUCGAAGCAAAAAAAGUUCUUUUGAGACCUACUUUGAGCGAAGUCAAGCCAACUGAUGUAAACAAUAAGAAAUUGUAAAUUCCAUACAUUUGCGUUUUGAACUCUCAAAAUUUAACAUAUAAGAAGAGGAGGGAAGAAGAAAGAAAUCUAAAGUGAGAAUAGCAACAAAUUAUUCAACGUUUCAAAACAGUUGCUGACCUCUUUAAAAAGUCACUAUAUGAAUUCAGCCUAAUGUUCUGCCAGAAUAUCUACUGUAAAAAUUAGUGUGGAAGAACCAUGAAUAAAUAAUAGCCCGUUUUAAUAGCAUGUGAAAUAAGGUAAAACAAUUUUUAAACAUCAGUUAUUUGUGUCACUCAGCCACAAAUCAUGCUAUCGCACAAACCUAAACAUAAAACCUAAUUCUCAAAUGGGUUUUUCCUACCUUCAUAUAUCAUAGGAAAUUAUCUGCCAUCCUUUUUUCAAGGUUGACUAAAAAAAAUUUUCCCAGAUUUGGUUCUUACCCUUGGUCAAAGGUGGAAUACUUUGAAUGACUCGCGACAUUGAUUGGGAUGAGUCCUCUCCUCAGUGAACCACCGAGAGCUGCUAGACCGCGGACGACUGACAGGUGAAUAUGGCGAAGAUUUGCAGGUCUAUUACCAUGACAACGGGCAGCAACCGUUCCAAAUUGACCGUGUCAUCAGUGGUCUCGGAACAAAAUCAGCAACUGUCCACUUUCGACUGCAGGCUCCGAUAUCAUCCGACACCGCUGAUGACGGGUCUUAUUUUUUGGUCCUCGGUGCUUCCGUCAGUGGAAGUGCAAUGGAUGAUCCUGCCAAAGUGUACGCAUUUUUCGACGAUUUUUCGAGCGCAACUUUAAAGAAAGAAUGGGUGAAAAGCUGGGGGAAAUGGAGCGUGCAAAACGGGAGGUUGCUGGGAAGCACAAUGCAAAGUAAAGAUUUAACCAAAGAUCAUAUUGAGGUCGGACUGUAUCUCAAAUCAGGUUUUCAGUGGAAAGAUGUUGAGAUAGAGCUUGACUUCAUGGAGACUGGAAAGAGUAAGACCGCUUCUGGACCAUUCCUGCGCCUCAGCGAUGUGAGCCUCAGCAAAACCACAGGGUGGUGGUUUCAGUACUACUCUGGUCAUUCUGACUCUUCCUAUCUGAGACCCCAAGUGAAUAAUAAAGAUGGUGUCUGGUUAAUCAAAGGAAAACUACCCACAACCUACAGAAUGAACAAAUGGUUCCACUUCAAGUAUCGAGUGCUUGGAGACAGAUUUUCCCAAUGGGCGAAUGGCAAAAUUGUACACGACAACAUUCAAGUGAGCUCCAAAUGGAUGAUACCAGCAGGAACAUUUGGACUGGGAUGUUAUCACUCCCCCCACAACUGCAAAACACUUUAUGACAACAUUAAAGUGACUUUCGUGGUUUCUACACCCCCAAACAUCACCCUUGGAUCUUUCCAAUCAUUCGUUCCAGAGAAAAGUGCUCUGUUAGGCGAGAAAAAGCUUCCAGCGGACUCAUGCAAACAGAUCCAUGAUGCAAGUCUCGCGAGCAACAAACCGCGCGCUAAGAAUGGCGUUUACUGGAUCAAGACAGACCUCCAAGGCAGCUCGUCUGUGCAGACUUACUGCGACAUGAAAAACGGUGGCUGGACCCUUGUCGGCAAAAUCAGCGGAAAUGUGGGCAACAUUUACAAUAAAUGGUUGGUGUCUAAGCACAACACUGCAUCGCUCAAGUCUCCAAAGAUCACAGGAAAGAAACAGUUUGCCUGCAUUGACGCACGCAGCUUAGCAGUAGAUGAAUCGUCCACAGUCCUGUUGUCCAGCGGUGAGAGGAUGGAUAGGUUGGGGAGCAAGUGGGUCAUGUGGAGGUUGCCUGGUAGCAGAGAAAAAGACUCAUUUUGGCGCCAUUCUGUUGGACCAUCAACUGUAAAGGCAGCUGUACAAACACCCAUCAUGGUGUACGCUUGGAAUGGAAACAAAAAGGUAACAGCAUUGACGAUAACAACUCGCCUUUCCUUUAUCGAAAAUAUGCUGCACUGGGGGGUUCAAGGGGAUUAGAAAGGGCGCUCCCUACCCCUUCCCUAAAAGUCUGAAUCCGCCACUGACCAGUGUCCUUUAAGUCCAAGUUGUGGAGUGGAUAGCGUUAUCCACUGGAGAAAUUUCUAUCCAAUGAAUAACGCAGUUGUUUCUCCUAUACUUGUUCAUUUAACAAUUUAUUGAAUAAGGCUGAGUAUAAUCGGCACGGUUUCAAUAAUUUUUCUUCUUGCAGAUACUCAUCAAAAAGUAGAUAAAAUCCGGUAGCCUCGUUUCCAGGGAAAUAUACCAUCAGUCAACCUCGUUACCAAGCAAGUAUACCAUCGAAUCGAUGGUAUAUUGCUCGUAUCUUCCAUAUUUGAUCAACGACGGCUGAUCAUGAAGAAUUUUCCUGGGAGAAAUGAGCCAAUCAGAAACCGUGAAACAUUUUGAAUGAAUAAUAACAUGAUUUACCCGUUGGAUAGCACUAUCCAACGCUAAAGGGGAGAUCUAAAGGAAGGCUUGUCGCUUUUAAACUCGGUUGCAAAAACACUUGACUGAAGAGAAGAGUCAGCCUUGCAAUUCACACCCUAUCUCAGAGUACAUUUAUCGAGCGGUGCACAAAAUACUAGUUUAUCUCAAACAAUCAGUCACCUCAAAACAGCUUUCUGUAGGUCUCUUGCUGAUUGUUUUUCUCCUAGAUCUGUUACCAAAACAAGUUUGGGAUAAUGCCUUCCGCUGGACAUGGAGGUUCGUAUCCUUACGCCUCUCUUAACACUGCAGGCAGCACCGCCACAAACGACUACUGUAUGUCUGUUGGGGUCAUGACUAAAGGAUCCACUGCGCACGGCUGGUCCCAGAAUGUCGAUGGUUACGACAGUCCAAGCAGUGAUUCUGAUUGGCCGAACAGUUCAUACAACCACCAGUCUCCACAUCUGACGGUCUGGCUCAAGUAACCAUGGUUACAUUUCAAGAGUUGCUUUGCAUUGCGAGUAAACAGAAGAGUAAUAUUGGGUAAAGGGUAGUAAUUUUUGAGCGCUGGAAAAUGAUUGACUUUGCUAAGGGGCCAAUUUUGUUGAGAGAAAGAAGUUCAGUAAUUGUUUUGAUUAGAGUAAGUAAUCUUAAAAAUAAAAGUGCCGCAUCGCAAUUGAGAACAAAGCCUAGGUUAUUUAGUUUACUCUGUCAAGACUUUUCCCUACAAUAAUUUGUAGCUUGUGUAACCUAAUACGUUUUUAGUUGAGAGGGUAUUACAUUUUUUUCCCGCUAACUAUUAACUAAGGGUUUGCGUCCAAACGCCAAAAAUAAAAGAGUGAUGGGUAAACGUUUUGUUGAGUGUUUUUUAGUGAGAAGAAAAAGAGAUCUACUCUCAUGGAAGAAAAUGAAAACGCAAAACGUUUAUCACUUUCAGGAACACUGAAGCGUCCGGAACCCACCAGUCAGUCUCGUUUCAGUUUCGCUUCAUGGCUCAUGGUAAUUACCGAUGAUUUUGAGAAUUCAAGUAAAUCCUUAUUUCCAUACGAUCAAUACGAAAUGUCAAAGUCUAUUUAUGCGAUCGCAGCGAUUACACUGAAUUAACGCUUCGACAAGCUUUCAACGCAAUGAUUAAAUAUAGUUCAGUUCCAAUUUAAGAUAAUUUCCGUAUAUCGUUACUUUUUCAGAUCACUGGACUGCUCACCUUUGUUCAGUUUGUCGUGAUCCGACAACCACGCCGUGGUGGUAACAAUGAUGGAAAUAUGGCUUACAUAGCUUCCUUCUAGUGAUAAACCUGAAUAUCCUUCCAUAAUAAGGGAGAACACAUUUUAGGGGCCCCUUGCCCUCCCACGUCAACAGAAACGUCUGAUACUCAGGCUACCUGGUGAUAAAGCGUUCCUUCUUUAGCGCUUCAUUUUUUGCUCCGGGAACAAAAAGGGGGUAGAAUUCAAUGGCUACAGUUGUUCUUACCUCAACUGAUACAACUGGGAUUGUUUUUGUUAUCGGCAGAGAUUCAGAACCGUGACACGAGGACUACUUCAACACACCAAGGCUGGCCGUUUUCUAUUGUGAUAAUCGUAGUUGAAACCAGCAGCUUUUUCAAUGUAGGCUGGCCCCAUGAUUUUAAAUAAAGUUGUAGCUGGAUAUUAAGGUACAGGACCUCCACCACAAUUUCCCCUACAAUAUCACUCGCAUACUGUCUCAGUUUAUUUUUCCACGCAUCGGAUCAUAUCAAUAACGUAAGGCACGUAAAGCCAGUCAGCUAAAUUCAAAGUUGAGUCUUUCCGACUUUAAUGCACAUAAUAUUUAAUAAAAUGUACAAGUUAUUGUUUAUGUAUCAAACUGCGUGACCAAUAUAUAUACAACAAAUUUGGGAGCGUGAGCUUUUUCGUUACGUCUGAAUACGUAACCAGUCUAUACAAUUCACGAAAAUAUCACUUGAAAAUCUAGCCUCCGAAUUCUCCGACUAUCAUGAUUCAUUCAGUCAUUCGGCAACCAUUUCUUUGUAUAGCCAACAUUUUAAUUUUUAUAAAAUAACUAAGAUAGUAGGCGCGCUUUGAUUGGCUGAGAGGAAUGUUUGCAUGCGAGUAUGUAGACAUGGUUGUGUCGUCAAGAAGUUUUGCUUUUCGCGCGCUAAUCACGCCAAGCACGAAUUUGAAAAAGUUUUCGAGUUAAAAACUCGACAAGUUUACUUUAUUUACCCAUUCCUUCGUCGGCUGAAACUUGGAAAAUCGUUACAAAGAAGGGGUGUGAUUUUUUUUGCGCUUAAGCUGACAUUUUAGGCGAGAAAAGUCCGUAUUUUGGAAAGCAUCUUUUUGCAAAACAAGAAACUGAUUACGCGUGCAAGACUUCACGGACAAGAUUUUGCGACUGGUAAGAAUUUCGCUUUUAAUCGGAGCGAUACAAAGAGUUUUGCGUCUUUACUCGGGAAAGGUAUUUUAUAAAAGAAAUAGAAAACUUUUUUCCUGUGUUUGCAUAGCCUGCUAUAAACACUCGAGGCGUUGGGAGAAUUCUCGACAGUUAUGCAAACCCUCGACUUCGUCUCGGGUUUGCACAACUAUCUCAAAUUCUCCCAACCCGUCUCGUGUCUAUAUCAGGCUAUGCAAACACGGAAAACGUUUUCUAUUGCUUAAACAAUUGCCAACUAUUGCAGUGAGUCGUAUUCGCGCCAUCGAAAUGGCUUUCCAAGUAUGCCAGUUUUUUCUGUUAAUCGCUUUGUUGCUCCCCUCGUUUGAUGGGCUUACAAAAUCCCAAGCCACAAAGCCCUCCAAACAUGGCGAAGUUCACCGCGCAAAAAGUGAAAUCGACUCGCUGAUCUACAAGUUGACUUUAGAUUUGAAAUCUUUUAAUGAAAAGGAAACUAAGGCCGAGGCUAUGCAAAAGGAUGCCGCGAAAUUGGCUCGUGUCGCCAAAGAAGAGAUCGCCUUGCUAAGACCAGUUCAACAUCUUUUGGAAAAGCUCUCCAAGGGGAAUACUUCGAGUGGAUAUCAACCCUGUAUGGACUUGUCAGGCGGUAAAAUACCGAUACGAAUUGAUACGGUAUCCCCACUGCUCGAAAACUUCACUAUAAAUGUACCAGGUAAAGAUAAAGAUUUUUUGCCCCGAAUUUAUCAAUUGGAUAAAGGUAUUGAUGUUUUUCUUUUUUAGCAAAUCUAAGCCAAGAAAGUUCUUUUGAGAGCUACUUUGAGUGAAGUCAAGCCAACUAAUGUAAACAAUAUAAGAAACAGUAAAUUCGAUACAUUUGCGUUUUGAACUCUCAAAAUUUAAAAUAUAACAAGAGGAGGGAAGAAGAAAGAAAUCUAAAGUGAGAAUAGCAACAAAUUAUUCAACGUUUCAAAACAGUUGUUGACCUCUUUAAAUAUGUUGCGGAAUUCUUAUAACCCCGCUCGCUGGUUCAAACAAAUCAAGAGGACUGUAUCUUUCGACGUAACAACACGAUUUAAUCCAGUCCAACAAUCUAUGCGAUGUACAAUUCUCACAUAUUCAACGGUCGUAACACAAAGAACAACGAUCAAAGAUCAAUUAUCAACGUAACUAAACGAUCAAUUAACACAUUCUAAGUAUACAGAGUUUUUUUCUACUAUCCUUGCGUAAGGUAGUAUUUUUACAUUAAUCAUAUGUACAGUAAAAGUUCCCAUUGCAAUGUAUCUAAAUUAAGUGACAAUUACAAAAUCACAUGUUCUUUAACCUUAGCCUAAGAAAAUGCAUGCAGUUACAUCAUUUUAUAUCGUAAAUGUACGCGGACUUUGUCAACAUUAUUGUGAAAUCUAAUGUCACGAAAUCUAGCUUCUUUGCGCUACAAAAAAACAAUUUCUAAUUAAUAUUUAAUCACAAAAUAAUCAAGUUAAGCAUCACCUAUUUCUUUACUGACAAAAUAAUCACUCAAUGAAUUCAGCCUAAUCUUCUGCCAGAAUACCUACCUGUGAAAAUUAGUGUGGUAGAACCAUGAAUAAACAAUAGCUCGUUUUAAUAGCAUGAAAUAAGGUAUAACAAUUUUUAAAGAUCAGUUAUUGUGUCACUCAGCUACAAAUCAUGCUAUGGCACAAAUCUAAACAUAAAACCUAAUUCUCAAAUGGGUAUUUCUUACCUUCAUAUAUCAUAGGAAAUUAUCUGCCAUCCUUUUUUCAAGGUUGACUAAAAAAAAUUUCCCAGAUUUGGUUCUUAUCCUUGAUCAACGCUGGAAUACUUUGAAUGACUUGCGACAUUGAUUGGCAUGAGUCUUCUCUCCUCAGUGAACCACCGAGAGAUGCUAGACCGCGGACGACUAACACGUGAAGAUGGCGAAGAUUUGCAGGUCUAUUACCAUGACAACGGGCAGCAACCGUUCCAAAUUGACCGCGUUAUCAGUGGCCUGGGAACAAAAUCAGCAACUGUCCACUUUCGACUGCAGGCUCCGAUAUCAUCCAACACUGCUGAUGACGUGUCUUAUUUUUUGGUGGUCGGUGCUACGGUCAGCGGAAGUGCCAUGGAUGAUCCUGCCAAAGUGUACGCAUUUUUCGACGAUUUUUCGAGUGCGACGUUAAAGAAAGAAUGGGUGAAAAACUGGGGGAAGUGGAGCGUACAAAACGGGAGCUUGCUGGGAAGCACAAUGCAGAGUAAAGAGUUAACCAAAGAUAAUAUUGAGGUCGGACUGUAUCUCAAACCAGGCUUUCAAUGGAAAGAUGUUGAAGUCGAGCUUGACUUAAUGGAAACAGGGGCAUCAAAGAGCUGUCCUGGGCCACUACUGCGCCUCAGUAAUGCGGGCCUGUCCAAAACGACGGGUUGGUGGUUUGAAUACUGCAUAAGCGAUGACAGAACCUGUACAAUGAGACCCUUGUUCAAUAACAACGACGGCAGCUGGAAAUACAACACAAAGUUACCCACAGCUUUGCAAUUAAACAAGUGGUUUCACUUCAAAUAUCGAGUGAUGGGUGACAGAUUUUCUCAAUGGGCAAACGGCAAAGUUGUACACGACAGCAUCCAAGUGAGCUCGAAGUGGAUGAUACCAGCAGGAACAUUUGGACUGGGAUGUCAUCACUCCCCCAACAACUGUAAAACCCUUUAUGACAAUAUCAAAGUGACUUUCGUGGUUUCUACACACCCAAACAUCACCCUGGGAUCUUUCCAGUCAUUCCUUCCCAAGAAAAGUGCCCUGUUAGGCGAGAAAAAGCUUCCUGCAGACUCAUGCAAACAGAUUCAUGAUGCAAGUCUUGUGAGCAACAAACCGCGUGCUAAGAAUGGCGUUUACUGGAUCAAGACAGACCUCCAAGGCAGCUCGUCUGUGCAGACUUACUGCGACAUGAGAAACGGUGGCUGGACCCUUGUCGGCAAAAUCAGCGGAAAUGUGGGCAACAUUUACGAUAAAUGGUUGGUGUCUAAGCACAACAAUGCCUCGCUGAAGUCUCCAAAGAUCACAGGACAGAAACAGUUUGCUUGCUUUGACGCGCGCAGCUUAGCAGUAGAUGAAUCGUCCACAGUCCUGUUGUCCAGCGGUGAGAGGAUGGAUGGGUUGGGGAGCAAGUGGGUCAUGUGGAGGUUGCCUGGAGGUAGGGAAAAAGACUCGUUUUGGCGCUAUUCUGUUGGACCAUCAGUUGUAAAGGCAGCUGUACAAACACCCGUCAUGGUGUACGCUUGGAAUGGAAACAAAAAGGUAACAGCAUUGAUGAUAAGAACUUGCCUUUCCUUUGUCGAAAAUAUGCUACACUGGGGGGUCCAAGGGGAUUGGAAAGGGCACUCCCCACCCUUUCCCUAAAAGUCUGAAUCUGCCACUGACCUGUGUCCUUUAAGCCUAAGUUGUGGAGUGGAUAGCGUUAUCCACCGGACAAAUUUCCAUCCAGUGAAUAACGUCAUUGUUUCCCCCAUACUUGUUCAUUUAACAAUUUAUUGAAUAAGGCUGAGUAUAAUCGGCACGGUUUCAGGAUUUCUUCCUCUAGCAGAUACUCAUCAAAAAGUACGUAAAAUCCGGCAGCCUCGUUUCCAGGGAAAUAUACCAUAAAUCAACCUCGUUACCAAGCAAAUUUACCAUCGAAUCGAUGGUAUAUUGCUCGUAUCUUCCAUAUUUGAUCAACGACGGCUGAUCAUGAAGAAUUUUCCCAGGAGAAAUGACCAAUCAGAAACGGUGAAACAUUUUGAAUGAAUAAUAACAUGAUUUACCCGGUGGAUGGCACUAUCCAAAGCUAAAGGGGAGAUCUAAAGGAGGGCUUAUCGCUUUUAAACUCGGUUGCAAAAACACUUGACUGAAGAGAAGAGUCAGCCUUGCAAUUCACACCCUAUCUCAGAGUACAUUUAUCGAGCGGUGCACAAAAUACUAGUUUAUCACAAACAAUCAGUCACCUCAAAACAGCUUUCUGUAGGUCUCUUGCCGAUUUUUUUUUCUCCUAGAUCUGUUACCAAAACAAGUUCGGGAUAAUGCCUAAGGCGAAUCAUGGAGGUUCGUAUCCUUACGCCUCUUACAACACUGCAGGCAACACCGACACAAACGACUACUGUAUGUCUGUUGGGGUCAUAACUAAAGGAUCCACUGCGCAUGGCUGGUCCCAGAGUGCCAGUGGUUACGAUAGUCCAAGCACUGAUUCUGAUUGGCCGAACAGGUCAUACAGCCACCAGUCUCCACACCUGACGGUCUGGCUCAAGUAACCAUGGUUACAUUACAAGAUUUGCUUUGCAUUGCGAGUUAACAGAAGAGUAAUAUUUGGUGAAGGGUUGUAAUGUUUGAGCGCUGGGAAAUAGUUUUGUAUUUUCGGAUUUUGCUCUUAUGAUAAGGGACAGUUUUUGUUGAGAGAAAGACUUUGUUGGGCUACAUUGUUUUGAUUAGAGUACCUAAGGAACUCUAGGAAAAGUUUCUGUAGUCUUAAGGGUAUCUUAAAGGUAUUAAGGAAACGGGAAAGAUAGGAAUAGGAAAAAUAGGAAAUCGUAAAAAUGCUUUGGCAUAUGUUAAGCCUGUGCUGUGCUAAGCUACCAAUACGAAAACAACAAACAACAACAAU